Pseudomassariella vexata is the source of this 1245-nucleotide messenger RNA. RefSeq lists its product as uncharacterized. The coding region runs from base 1 to 1245 and encodes 414 amino acids. Gene Ontology annotation, molecular function: zinc ion binding; DNA-binding transcription factor activity, RNA polymerase II-specific. Lineage: Eukaryota; Fungi; Ascomycota; Sordariomycetes; Amphisphaeriales; Pseudomassariaceae. Gene Ontology annotation, biological process: regulation of DNA-templated transcription. The transcript has 2 exons. The record is from RefSeq and is a predicted model, not a curated record.
AUGGCCAAAGAAGGCAAGCUUCGAGCUGCGUGUGACCGAUGUCACGACCUCAAAAACCGCUGUGUGAGAACGGGCAGGGAAGAUAGCCGAUGUGACAGGUGUGAGAGGUUAGAUAUCGACUGCGUGUAUCGGAACACAUCACGCAUAGGCCGUCCCAAGACCCAGAGACGGACGUCGGUAGUGUCCCAAGAUGAUUCCCGAAGUGCAAACAUGAACAAUAUGCCAAUCCCUGGCAGCAGUCCCUUGUGCACUUCGGCGUCGAUAACGGAUAUGAACCAGAUGGAGACGAACACCAGUGGCGGCACAAUCCUCAAUGAGUCGCCCUCUGAUGCUAUGAGCCUCCUUGUGUCUCCUGAAGCAGUCCAACAACUCGACGUGGACUGGAGCCACCUAGACUUCUCUCAGUGUCAGCACAUCGAUGCCGUCCAUGAACCGCUGUACCGAGCUGAAUCUCGAGCGUUGCCGGAAUCAGAACCACCCCCCCUGCCGACCUCCCCGGCUGGUAAAGGCCGCAAUACAGUGCAGACAACAGGCAGGCUACUCCAACUUCAGGGUUAUUUGCACCGCCUUGUGUUGGCAGCGGACACAGACCAGCAACCUGCAGUCGACUACGUCGAGGAAGUCCUUGAGGCGACGAAGACCUUAAUGGAGAUCCUCCAGUCUAAUGUCCCUGUAAAUUCGAGUUCGAGUGUCCCCUCAACGACAGACGAGACAUCCAGCGACACCCGCAGUCCCAACAUUCCCGCAACAGCGAGGCACAAACUCCACAACUACAUGCUGGUACAGCAGGCACUGACCUGCUACUCAUAUGUACUGUGCAUGCUGGACCGCGUCGUAGGCGUGUUGAGUCCGACCGGUGGCGUAAACAAUCCCCACGCAGCUGGUGGUAGUGUUCCAGCAUCCAUCAGCCUAGGUUUGUUUAGCCUCGCAUCUCAGCCAGACCUCAACGCCCGAAUCGCGUUGCAUCUUGUCUUACGAAUGGUGCAGCAUCUCAGCAUGCUGAUCCAGCAACUCGCUUCAGCUUGCAGGGAUUUCAGCGAACUCGGAGAUCCUCCACCAUCACCGCCGCCGUCAAGUUCAGCAUCGGUAUCGGCAGCGGAAACAGGAAUUGGGGGCCAAUCGCCAGGGAAGCCAUGUCGCACUUCCACGUCGAUUUAUAAGACUUCUCAUGCGGUGGCCGAUUUUAUAAGUGAGAAGGAGCGGUUGUUGAUUGAGAGAUUAUCAUGCUUGACAAGUGGCCCAUGA